Molecule: messenger RNA, 3000 nt
Organism: Bursaphelenchus xylophilus (pine wood nematode)
Lineage: Eukaryota; Metazoa; Nematoda; Chromadorea; Rhabditida; Aphelenchoididae
Source: the annotation of a GenBank genome assembly
AUGGGUAAGUUGCUUUGAAAUUUCGUUGAAAUUGGUUUUGAAAUUUUGAUGACUUUAAGGGAGCUUCAGAUGCUAAAAAAAUUUGCCACAAUAGGCUGUCAUUAUGCUAUGUUUUGACAGUAUCCUCCAAGUUAUGUUUUUUUUUUGUAAAAUACGAUGUCCCCAACAUUGCUGUGGUUACUUGGCCACUUCUCGAGUCAACCAUGACAUUAGUGAGAGUAAUUGAGUCGUGCGCUGAAUCUCAUAGACUUUGGGCGUUGGAAAAGUCAUAUUGCUUUUACUGGCCCGUUCACAAAGUCGCUGGAGUGAUUUCGGCGACACGGACCGUGCUAAAUCAAAAGUUUUCUUUGCACAAAAAGUCCUUGGAAUUUUUUGCGACUUUGCACUCUGUAUGAACCCGAAAAAAGAUUUUGCACCGUGCACCCUGACCGACAAGUGCUUUUGUGCAGUGCGAUUUUGCGAUUUUGUUUUUUUGCACUAUGUCGCGCCCAAUCCCCGUUUUUCGGAGCGACAAAUCAAUUUUUCGGAUUGAUUUGCGCAACGGAAUUUCGGGGCCACGAAAAAUUCCAAGGAAUUUUUGGCUAGUAUUACAGCACCUCUGCCAAUUUUCAACAGAAAAAAUAAGUUUUAUUGCAGAAAGGUCAUUCUCAGUUUUAUCAAAAUAUAAGACAUGGAACAAACACAAAUUAUAACAACAACCCUAUUUCAGACAAGCUUGUAGCGCUUAUCCUGGUCCUUGCCUCUUUUGGCUUUUGCAUGCAAGUUAUUCAAGUCUCCAGUGGCCCAGAGCUGACGACGUGGAAGACUCGUUCUGAUCGACAUGUUGAGACAACUACCGCAAAGAUACCAACAACCCCAGACAGGUAUAUUGUUACGCCGAAAUGGUCGUCGAAUCAGCAAAUCAUUCUUAUCACCCCAACAAGACAAAGGCCCGAACGAAUGGCUGAUUUAACCAUGUAUGUAAAUUCAAUUCAGAAUUUGUAGAUAUCGUAUUUUACCUCGCUGCCUUUUUUACGAGAAGUUAGUUUAUCUGCGCUGCGAAGAAACAAUUUUUGGGCUAAAAAUUUUAAAAAUUAUGCUGAAGGAAUGAGGGAUUACUGUAGGGUCAGGUCAGCGAUGACUCAUAAAUGUACUGCGUGGAUAAUGCAAUGGAAAUGAAUGUAAUGCACUUCUAAUACCACCCACAGGGAAUACAAUGGAAUGAAAUAGGGAUAGGUUAGUUCAAAAUCAGAGCCAAAUUGGCUAAAAAACGUGCGUACAUCUUUGAAACAGCAAAUAUUUUUCUUUGGCCUCGACAGGUCAACUUGAGUUGGAAAUUCGGAUUACCUAAUUUUCUAGGUUUUGUCACGCUCUCUUAUACGGUAUCAUCCGUUUUUACGAAGCGCUUUUUUAAUCACUUCCCCUCUCCUUAAUUUUCUCUCACACAUAUCAGUCUGUCGGGAAAAUAAUGAGCCCUCUGUCGCACCGAUAAUCGCAUCGCUGCCGAGAAAAUGAAUUGGCUCGCAGCAAAAUCAUAUUGCUUUUCAAUUCAGCGACGCGGUCCGCGCAGCGACAUAACGCUCAUUAUUUUCCCGACAGACUGAUAUUAAAAACACGCCUUGAUCUACGUAUUCGCUUCAGGCUCUCUCAAACCCUCACCCACCUCCAAAAUAUUCAUUGGAUAGUCGUCGAAGACGGAGACGCGACCGUCCCCAUGGUCGAACAGCUUCUUCAGCGAACGAAUAUCCCUCACACCUAUCUACAAUCCACCAACAAUGGUCUGCCUUGCCGUGGUUGGGCUCAUCGCAACUUGGCAUUGCAAUAUUUGCGAGAAAAUCGUGCCAACUUCGCCAAAUAUGCUGUAAUAUAUUUCGCUGAUGAUGAUAAUGGAUACGAUCUUCGACUAUUCGAUAAUUAUGUCAGACAAGUCUGGAGAGUUGGGAUCUGGGCUGUCGGUAGGGAAUUUUGAUGGAUUCUUAGCAUAAAAUACGAAGAACAAAUUGGUUCUUUCUCAGGGCAAAAAGUCCUGAUAAUUUAUCAAAGCCCCGAAUUCUCUCGCAUUUUGAAAAAAAAAUGGUUUGUCGCUAUGAAAAAAUGUGAAUCGCGUAUGACGUUAGGAAAAAAAAUAAAAUAAAAAUGCACUGUGCAAAUCGUGUUUUUGGAUCAAAUGCACCGUGCAAAGCACUUUUUUUUUGAAUUGUUGCAGCGACACGCUAAAACCGCACAAAUUAUCACCACUUUUUGCCCCGAGGUACAAUUUUUUUCAGUUAAAAAAACGAUAUCAGUUUGUCGGGAAAAUAAUGAACGCUCUGUCGCUUUGCCGAUCGUAUCGCUGAAGUGAAAAAACAAUGUAAGGUUGCCACGACACAAUUUAUUUUCUCGGCGGCGAUGCGAUUUUCGAUGCGACAGAGGGCUUAUUAUUUUCCCGACAAACUGAUAGUUGAAAAUUUAGUCAUCAAGGAUGAUAUAAAUCCUUUUCAGGACUACCCGGAUUUGGCCUUCACGGCCCAGUUGAAGCGCCAAAAGUGGAAAAUUCAAGGGUGGUUGGGUGGCUAACAGCUUGGAGACCCGAACGAAAAUUCGCAACAGACAUGGCCGGAUUUGCCGUCAACUUGGAUUUGGUGUUGAAAUCGGGGUAAGUAACUUUUAAAAAGUUGCUUUUUUUGAUCAAAACCUCCCAUGCCCUUUCAAUCCACACAUUUUUUUAUCACAAUUUUGGCUCAUCCUUCCAAUUUCAGCGCCACAUUCAACCUGCAUUGCGCUGGAACAAUGCCGGAAGACUGUUUCCUCUCUCAACUCAACAUCACCAUGGAACAGCUGGAGCCUUUUGGCUACAACGAACCAAAAGAAAUCCUGGUGUGGCACCGAAAAACGGCCGAUUCCCAAUUUGUCGACCACUCCUCGUUUGGCUACAAUUUUGAGCAACGCCUCCCAAAGUCAAAGAAGUGCGAUCAGUUCUAUAAUAUUCAUGAUAUGGACUACGAAACAGUGGAAAAAAUUGCCAAGUCCGAGAAUUUAUAG